CACUUAACCUGUUUCCUCAUAUGUAAAAUGAGAAUAAUGAAUACUGUCUGCAACACCCUAUUUUCCCUCCUCCAAAUGUCCUGUGUAUUUUGCACUAGUAUCCAGAAAUCUGCCUUGGCCAGACCUAAUAUAAGCCUUGUCUGGGCCUCUUCCUCGGAACUGAAGUCUCCAACUCAGAGUUUUCUCUUUCACUGCAGGGUAGGAAAUACCACUUGGUCCCUUUGCCGGUUGCCAAUGUUCCAGCUGACAGCCACCCCAGCAAGUGCCCUCGUGGAUGAGCCCGUGCACAUCCGAGUGACAGGCCUGCCCCCACUGCAGACGGUGACACUCAUGGCAUCUAUGAAGGAUGAGAAGGGGAAUCUGUACCAGUCCAGAGCCUUCUACAGGGCCAGCAAGGCUGGUGAGCUGGACCUGAAGCAGGCUCCUGCCUUGGGCGGCCACUACGUGGGGGUCCACCCUAUGGGCCUCUUCUGGUCUCUGAAGCCUGAGAAGGCUUUUGAGAGGCAGAUCAAGAAAGAUGUGAUGAACAGCCCCUUUUGGAUCACUCUGGAGCUAUAUGACUCCGUUUAUUUACAAAAGUCAGGGGAGGUUCAGCCCAGGGCCAGCCAGGUGGUGCAGCGUUGGUUCUCCAGCCCUCAGAUGCAGCGGGUGCAGGUCCAAGAAGGUCGUGUGCGAGGAGCCCUUUUCCUCCCUCCAGGGGCAGGCCCUUUCCCAGGACUCAUUGAUUUGUUUGGGGGCAUCGGGGGUCUAGUUGAGUAUCGGGCCAGUCUUCUGGCUGCCCACGGCUUUGCAGUGCUGGCCUUAGCAUAUUUUGCCUACGCAGACCUGCCCAAGCAGUUGCAGGAGGUGGACCUGGAAUAUUUUGAGGAAGCUGCCAACUUGCUACUAGCUCAUCCCAAGAUCCAAAAGCCAGGAAUUGGAGUGAUCUCUGUGAGCAAAGGUGCAGAGAUCGGGCUGGCCAUGGCCUGCUACCUGAAGGAGGUGGCAGCCACUGUCUGCAUCAAUGGGUGCAAUGCCAUCUUUGAAUUUCCGCUCAAGUACCGGGAUCUGGUUAUAACACCCAUCCCCUCGUUGCCGGAGCGCAUGGAGUUCAACAUCAUGGGCGCUUUGUGCCUCCGUCACUACAAGGGGAACCCCCGAGAUGCACUGAAUCAACACAGUGUGCUUCCUAUUGAAAAGGCCCAGGGUGCAAUCCUCUUCGUUAUAGGGGAGGAUGACGAAUGCUUCAAUAGCAGAGAGUACGCUGAGCAAGCCCUGGACCAGCUGCGGAGGCACGGCAGAAGCAACGGAAGGAUGCUGCUCUACCCCGGGGCGGGCCACCUCAUAGAGCCGCCCUAUUUGCCCCUGUGCUAUGCGUCCUGGAGCCGCGGCCUCUUCUGCCCCCUGCUUUGGGGGGGGGACCCUGUGGGCCACGCGGCAGCCCAGGAGCACGCCUGGGGAGAGAUCCAGAAAUUCUUCAGGCAACACCUUGUUCAGAGCAGAAGCACACUCUAAGGGUGAUGAUAGGGGAGGAGAAACAAAAAAAUUGGAUAAGGCAGGGAUGUGGGUGGGGGAGGGGACUCUUGAUUUCUCUAGAUUCACAGUCAUCUUGAAUCAACUGGAAGGAAAUUGGACAAAGUCAAAGAAUCAGGUGCAUCUGAAAUAUUUCUGACAAAAUUGUAUGUGCUUUGAAUUUUUGUAAAGUGAAUCUUGGUUUAUAUGCACCAGGUACGUUGCUAUUUCAAAAUUGUGAUACCCUUGCAAAUUGAAUAACCUUUUGUACCCCGGUAAGGGAAACCUUGGAUCCAGGUAUUGCCAAUCUAGAUGAAUGUUCUGGAACUUUGAAGUCACUUAUGAAAUCAUUUUCUGUUUAAACCAUUGUGGGUUGAAUUUGACAUUUGAUAUGAAAAGUUCCUGAUGCCACCAUCAAGGGUAAUCCUUGCUAGAGAUUUCCAGUAGAUACGUUAAUUCUUUUUUAGAAUAGUGAUGCUUCUUUUUAUUCCUAAAAUAUAUUUCUUUUUUAUAAUUUUAAUCAGGAGUGGGGCUAAAUGCUCAAGUGCCUUUGGAGCAUUUAGUGAAAUUAAAUGAGCUAUAUUUAAAGUGAUUAGAAGAGAGCCGGGCACAUAGCAAUUUCUAUAUCAGAGUUAGCUAUUAUCAUUUUCAUGAUGCUUUUCUCCUAUAAUCUGUUAAUGUGGUGAAUUGCAUUCAUUAAUGGACUAAUUUUGCUUAUUCAUCUAAUUCUACUAGAUCAGUUUCUCAUAUUGACUAGUUUGGGCUUUAAAAUUUCUUUUGAAGCCAACCUAGUCAUUUAUAUUUUCUCAGAAUUUCACCCCUAUUUUCUGGAACACAUUUUUCUCAUAAUUUUUUACAUAUCCCCUGUUGUUUAUUUGCAUGCUUUCUCCUUUUCCUUUCAGUCUGACUUGCUAAAUAUUUGUCUAUUUUAUUAACCUUUUCUUAGAAUAGCUUUUGGGUUGUUUAUUGGUCAAAUCUAAUUUUUCCUGAUUCAUCAGUGUAUGCUUCUUUGAAAUAAGUUCAUUCCUUCUGCCAUAUUUGUGUUUUCCUGGCUUUUUGAUAUGCAGUGUUCUCAUUUUGUUAAUGUCUAAAUAGUUUCUGAUUUGCUUCCUCCCUCCCCCCACCCUUAAACCCAAGAGUAAUUUUACCAAAGUACAAAGUAUCAUCCUGUAGAUAACUUGCUGGUUAUAAGGACCUCACUUUGCAAUGGAGGGGUCAGAUUGUCUCCACCUGAACCCACUGAUCAAAUUUAGCAUCUCUAAAAAUGGUCAAUUUGACUUGUUGUGGUUCAUGACAAGAUGUAAUGUGGAGCGCCCAGCACUGCUUAGAACUAUUUCUAACAACACUUUUCAACUUGAAGCUAAUCAAGCCCUUAGAUCAAACUUCUUACUAAUGUGGUAGUUAGUGAACAACUUAAAUGGUGCUACAAGGAGACAAACAGAGAUUGUCCAUCAUUCUAUGACCUGGUCUCUUCACAAGUUAAUUACCAACUCACCUUGUCUCUUUUCACAAGUUAAUUGCAUGAAAAAAUAUGGAAUUUUUCACUUUGUGGGAUUUUGCUUUCCUUUUUGCAUUGGAGUGAGCUGGGGGAUUGUUCAAAAUUAAAAGGGACUUAAGAGGCAUAUCAACCAAAUGCUAUGUGUGGGCCUGGUUUGAACAAAGUAACUGUAAAAAGACAUUUGGGGGAUAAUUAGAGAACUCUGAAUAUGACUGGAUAUUAAACGAUACUAUGAAAUUGUUAUCUUGUUAGGGGUCAAAAUGGUAUUGGGGUUAUGUAAAAAAGUAACUUUUUAGAGAUGCAUACUGACAUAUUUAGAGGUGAAGCGUUGCAGUAUCUGGGGAUUGUUUUAAAAUACUACAGGAAUCUGGCAAAUGUGAAAAGUUAUUAUAUCCAGAUGAUCGGUAUAGUGAAGUUUGUUUUCUCUACUUUUAUGUAUGCUUGCAAAUUUUUCAUAAUAAAAA
Aethalodelphis obliquidens (Pacific white-sided dolphin) is the source of this 3453-nucleotide messenger RNA. RefSeq names its product bile acid-CoA:amino acid N-acyltransferase (gene BAAT). Gene Ontology annotation, cellular component: peroxisome. Gene Ontology annotation, biological process: acyl-CoA metabolic process; fatty acid metabolic process. Gene Ontology annotation, molecular function: fatty acyl-CoA hydrolase activity. The transcript has 3 exons. The record is from RefSeq and is a predicted model, not a curated record. Bases 28 to 1494 code for a protein of 488 amino acids. NCBI's taxonomy places the organism in Eukaryota, Metazoa, Chordata, Mammalia, Artiodactyla, Delphinidae.